Alternaria incomplexa is the source of this 888-nucleotide messenger RNA. RefSeq lists its product as uncharacterized. NCBI's taxonomy places the organism in Eukaryota, Fungi, Ascomycota, Dothideomycetes, Pleosporales, Pleosporaceae. Gene Ontology annotation, cellular component: small-subunit processome; Mpp10 complex; nucleolus. The record is from RefSeq and is a predicted model, not a curated record. Bases 1 to 888 code for a protein of 295 amino acids. Gene Ontology annotation, biological process: rRNA processing. Gene Ontology annotation, molecular function: snoRNA binding; rRNA primary transcript binding. The transcript has 3 exons.
AUGAUCCGCAAACAAGCCCGAGAACGUCGCGACUACCUCUACCGCCGCGCGCUUACCCUCCGCGACGCCGAACUCGCUUCGAAAAGAGCAGCGCUGAAAGCUUCGCUCGCCAGCGGCAAGCCACUGUCAAAAGAUGUCGCCAACGACCAGAACCUACGACAGGAUUUCAAGUACGAUGAGAGCAGAGCGGAUAGAACGGCAGAAGAGGAGCUGGGCUUGGACGACGAGUAUGCGCAGUUGUCGGGCGUGGUAGAUCCGAGGAUAUUGGUCACAACUUCGAGAGAUCCAUCGAGUAGAUUGGGGACGUUCGCCAAGGAAAUCAGAUUACUGCUACCUACGUCGAUACGAUUGAAUCGCGGAAACAUGGUCCUGCCAAACCUCGUCGAAAGCGCGAAAUCCGGUGGACUGAGCGAUAUCGUCCUUCUCCACGAGCAUAGAGGAACACCCACUGCCUUGACAGUAUCACAUUUCCCCCACGGUCCAACCGCCAGCUUCUCAUUACACAACGUCGUCCUCCGCGCCGACAUCCCCAACGCCUCUCGCGGCACAGUCUCCGAAUCCUACCCGCACCUAAUCUUCGAAGGCUUCUCCACCAAACUCGGAGAACGCUGCGUGCAAAUCCUAAAACACCUAUUCCCGCCCCGCGAAGCCACCGCCAAAGUAGGAAACCGCGUCGUCACGUUCAAGAACAUUGAGGAUACGAUAGAGGUCAGGCACCAUGUUUUUGUCAAGACAGGGUACCAGUCUGUGGAACUGGCGGAGGUGGGACCGAGGAUGAGCAUGAGGCUGUUUGAGAUUAGGGCGGGGACGUUGGACAAUAAGGAGGGGGAUGUUGAGUGGCAUCUCAACCAGUACACGAGGACGGGAAGGAAGAAGGAGUAUUUGUAG